Messenger RNA from Saccoglossus kowalevskii, 1088 nucleotides. Its product is annotated as centriolar satellite-associated tubulin polyglutamylase complex regulator 1-like. NCBI's taxonomy places the organism in Eukaryota, Metazoa, Hemichordata, Enteropneusta, Harrimaniidae. The record is from RefSeq and is a predicted model, not a curated record.
GGCCAACUUCAUGAAAUAGCAUGUCAAAGGUUAUCGGUUAACGGGUUACUUGUUUUGGUGCUCGUCGCAUCGUAGAUACGGAUGUGCCUUAUAAUAUGUGAUAAAUUUCUGAAUUAACAUUAAAAGGUACUUCUAGGAGGAGGCGGGAACACGCAGAUAUGUCAUCAGAACGGUUUUCGGUCUCCGCCGAGGGGUACUUAGCUAAGCAUCAAGUAUUGGUGUAUCUGGAAGAUGCUAUCAGUCAACUAUUAGACCAUAAAGAAGACAAUCCUAAAGUAAAUCCUGCAAAAUUUUUCCAUGACUAUUUCACCAGCAUACAUCAAGGCAAUCACACGUUAUUUAGAGAGUACAGUUUCAUCAGGAGUACUGCUCACAAUAGAUCCUCCUUUACAAGAACAUUCUGGAAAUGUUAUAAACACAUUGGAAAAAAUGGAGAUCUACUGAAUGUGAAAGAGUAUCAUUCAUUGCUAUGUCUCCUGUGUCCUGAUUUCCCAUUUGAUUUGGUACAGAAAACUGCCAGGAUUAUACUCAUGGAUGAUGCCAUGGAUUGUCUCAUGUCAUUCUCAGAUUUCCUCUACGCAUUUCAACUGCAGUUUUACUAUGAAGAAUUCCUUCAAGACUGUUAUAAGAUCUAUGAAAAGCUGAUGCAAGCAACUCGAAGUCCGAGAGAAACUGUUGUGGUGCCAAGUAGCAGUUCAUCGCCAAGACAGAAAAAACAACAGACACCACUCCCACCACCUGAACAGAGUCCAGAAGGAGUUGAUUGCCUGCAGUUCUAUGAAUCUUUAUUACAGCUGUGUUCAGUUACAGAUUGCAGUCAUCCAAAGACGAAUUCAUUGAAAGAUAUUCUACAUAACAGCAACAGGGUAUCAUUCUAUGGGUUUCUGAUGGCUCUAGCUAAGAAUGAAAGUGUCAAUGCUUGUAUUGGUGUAUUACCGACAAAAGCUGCCAUUAUGGAUGAUACCGAUCCAGAGCAUAUCGUACCAAUUGUCACACCACGAUCUAAAAGUGCAAAACCUGUCUUAGGAGGAAGAACACCACGACAUAUAAAGCAUUGACAUGUAUAUAAAUGUUUGUUUAUUUUGGCC